Messenger RNA from Oncorhynchus nerka (sockeye salmon), 4059 nucleotides. RefSeq names its product small G protein signaling modulator 2-like. Gene Ontology annotation, molecular function: GTPase activator activity. The record is from RefSeq and is a predicted model, not a curated record. Gene Ontology annotation, biological process: activation of GTPase activity. The transcript has 23 exons. Lineage: Eukaryota; Metazoa; Chordata; Actinopteri; Salmoniformes; Salmonidae. Bases 172 to 3342 code for a protein of 1056 amino acids.
AGGCACCGGCACACUGCUGUGAGAGGGAGGGAAGGAAGGAAGGAGGUAAAAGUAAAUAGAAGCUUAGAAAGGGCGGAAGGCACCAGACAUCCUUAAUUGCGGACAAUCAGUUUGACUCUGUUGCUGUCACUUCGUCUGUCACAGAGACCGACAUAAGAACACGGGAGAGCCAUGGGUUCGUCCACAGAUGAAGAAUUCAAAGAGAAAUUACUGUGGAAUGUGAAACGAGAGGUGAAACAGAUCAUGGAGGAGGCGGUGACUAAGAAGUUUGUCCACGAAGACAGCAGCCACAUCAUCGGCCUGUGCAGCACCAUCGAGGCGUGUCUGAGCCACCUGUUGAAGCGGCGAGCGGCGGGUUUCCUGCGUAGCGACAAGAUCGCAGCCCUUUUCACCAAGAUCGGCAAGGUCAACGCCACGGCGGGAGAGGUGUGUCAGAAGGUCCAGGAGCAGCUCACACAGCAGGCAGAGGUCACCAGAACCCAGAGGACCCAGAGUAUGGGUCAGGAGCCCCUGAAGAGGCAGGGGUCAUCGUCUGCAGGUCGCGCCCCCCAGCCCCUCUCCGCUCAGGCCAUCAAGCACAUCUGGGUUCGCACCGCCCUCUUCGAGAAGGUCCUGGACAAGAUCGUACAGUACAUCGUGGAUAACUCCAGUAAGUACUAUGAGAGGGAGUCUCUGAUGCAUGACACAGUGUUUGGACCCAUCCUGGCAUGUCUACUGGUGGGUCCCUGUGCUCUGGAGUACACUAAGCUGAAGACGUCCGACCACUUCUGGACGGACCCGUCGGCCAACGAGUUGGUCCAGCGCCACCGGAUCCACGGGGCCCACCGGGGCCAGGACGCUUCCCCCAGCAAGAGGCCCGCUCUGGGGAUCCGGAAGAGACAGUCCAGCGUCAGCAUGUCCGAGGAUAAGUUUGCGGCGUCUGCACGGGAAUACGUGGAAUCUCUUCACCAGAACUCCCGUACUCACCUGCUCUACGGCAAAAACAACGUCCUGGUCCAACCGAAGAAAGAGAUGGAGGUGUUGCGGGGGUACCUGUCCCUUCACCAGUCAGGGGACAACCUCACUCUGAAGUGGACCCCUAACCAGCUCAUCAACGGCACCCUGGGGGACUGUGACCUGGAGAAGAGUAUCUAUUGGGACUAUGCGUUGACCGUGCCUUUGCGACAGGUCGUGUGCAUUCACUGUCACCAGCGACCUGACUGUGGUGGGACGUUGGUGCUGGUUAAUCAGGAUGGUAUCCAGCGCCCCCCCCUCCACUUCCCUCCCGGCGGCCACCUUUUGGCCUUUCUGUCCUGCCUGGAGACGGGCCUGCUUCCCCGGGGUCAGCUGGAGCCUCCACUCUGGAGCCAGAGAGGCAAGGGUAAGGUGUUUCCUAAGCUAAGGAAGAGGACCAGCACUGUCAGGCUGGUAGAUCAGGAGGGAGAGGAGCAGACUGCCAGGCUGGUAGAUCAGGAGGGAGAGGAGCAGACUGCCAGGCUGGUAGAUCAGGAGGGAGAGGAGCAGACAGCAGCUGACUACGUGUUCCGCAUUGUCUACCCUGGACGCCACCACGACUCUAACCAUGGGGAGAUGAUGGACAUCCAGGGAGCCUAUAUGGGAGGCAGCCCGUCGUCAUGGCAGCAGGGAGCAGAGUGCACCAGUCACAUGUCGUCAUGUCUGCCUUGCUCCCCAGGGGGCAGUAAUGUCUCCUUGGAAUACCCAGCAGGCUGCACCUGCAUCCACGACCGGAGCCCACUGAAGAUGCUGUGCCAGAAUAUGAAAAGGCAGAUAGUCUCCAGGGCCUUCUACGGAUGGCUGGCCUACUGUCGACACCUGUCCACGGUCCGUACCCACUUGUCAGCAUUGGUCAACCACAACAUUGUCCCUCCUGACAAACCUUGUGAGGCGUCGGGGGGCCUGAGUAAAGACUUGUGGAGCAAGUACCAGAAAGACUGCAAGAACUAUAAGGAGUUGGAGUUGUUGCGGCUGGUUUAUUACGGAGGUGUACAGCAUGACAUCAGGAAGGAAGUCUGGCCCUUCCUGCUGGGUCACUACAAGUUUGGCAUGGGCAAGAAGGACAUGAGCCAGAUCGAUGAGAAGGUCAGUGCACGGUACCAGCAGGUGAUGAAGGAGUGGAAAGCCUGCGAGGUGGUCGUCAAGCAGAGAGAGAAGGAGAUGCAGUCGGCCAUCUUUGCUAAGCUGUCUUCAGGAAGCAGCAUAGACAGCCACGUCCUCCGACUCAUACACAGAGACUCCACUCUCAGCAACGAGGUGUUCAUGUCAGUAGAUGAGCCUGAGGUGGGGGAGCAGCACACCCCAGGGGGGGGCGGAGGAGAUACCCCCGGCCACUCUACAGUGGUUCCCCCCACAGCCGGAGGGGUAAUAGUUCCGGAUGAGCGCCCCCUAGUGGAGUUCGACUCCCCUGACUCCGGCCUCCCAUCCUCCAGGAACUACUCUGUCACUUCCGGACACUCUCAGAUUCUCUCCUCUAUCGACGAUGGACAGAGUACGGAGGAGGACGGGGGAGCGGGGGAGGAGGCGCGGACACAAACACACAGUGUGACGGAGGCGAAGGAGGCGAAGGAGCAGCAGGAUUCAAUAAGUGAGGAGAGGCUGUGCAGUCAGCUGGAUAAGUUGAUGACCAAUGGGAAUGGAGGAGCGGAGGGGAUGCCUUCACUGUCCUCCUAUACGAUUGAGCUGUUGGACACAGUGGCUCUGAACCUCCACAGGAUAGAUAAAGAUGUUCAACGCUGUGACCGUAACUACGGCUACUUUACAACCGCUAACCUGGAGAAACUACGCAACAUCAUGUGCAGCUAUGUGUGGGAUCACCUGGAGAUGGGUUAUGUCCAGGGGAUGUGUGACCUGCUGGCUCCUCUCAUGGUCAUCCUGGACGAUGAGUGUCUGGCGUACAGCUGUUUCUCCCAGCUGAUGAAGAGGAUGAGCCAGAACUUCCCCAACGGUGGAGCCAUGGACACACACUUCACCAACAUGAGGUCCCUCAUACAGAUCCUGGACUCGGAGCUGUUUGAGCUGAUGCAUCAGAAUGGAGACUACACCCACUUCUAUUUCUGCUACCGCUGGUUCCUGUUGGACUUCAAAAGAGAGCUGCUGUACCAGGAUGUGUUCUCAGUAUGGGAGGUGAUCUGGGUGGCCCCUCACAUCUCCUCUCAGCACUUCGUCCUGUUCCUGGCCCUGGCUCUGGUAGAGGUCUACAGAGAGAUCAUCAGAGACAAUACCAUGGACUUCACUGACAUCAUCAAGUUCUUCAACGAGAUGGCAGAACGUCAUGACGUGCAGCACAUCCUUCAGAUCGCCAGAGAGCUGGUGCACAAGGUCCAGUCUCUCAUCGAGAACAAGUGAUGAGGAGGAGGACGAAGAGAGGAGGAUGAAGAGGAGCAGAAGAGAGGAGCUAGAUGCCAUCACUGCACCCCUCGAUCCACCCGUCCAUCCUCCGCACCUAGCACAGCUUCCUCCCUCUCUUACCCCUCCCAAACCAGGGGAAGAGACAAAGACAUGGGGCCUCCAGCCCUCUCUCCCUCCAGGCCUCUAACCCUCUCUCCCUCCAGGACUCUAACCCUCUCUCCCUCCAGGCCUCUCUCCCUCCAGGCCUCUAAAUCUCUCUCCCUCCAGGCCUCAGCCCGCCAGCCAGACCGGUGGAGGAUGAAGGCUCCAGGUGACCAUCCUGGUCUGGAUGCAGAAGAGAACAGUGGAAAGGAGAGUGAUGUUGGCUGGGCCCAGGUUUAGAUCUGGGUCCUGGUUCCUGGUCUAGGUCUGAUCCUAGUCUCAGUUCCUGGUCUACGUUUGGCCCUGGUCUAGUUCCUGGUCUAGGUCUGGCCCUGGUCUAGGUCCUGGUCUAGGUCUGGCCCUGGUCUAGUUCCUGGUCUAGGUCUGGUCCUGGUCUAGUUCCUAGUCUAGGUCUGGCCCUAGUCUAGUUCCUGGUCUAGGUCUGGCCCUGGUCUGGGUCUGGUCCUAGUCUAGUUCCUGGUCUAGGUCUGGUCCUGGUCUAGUUCCUUGUCUAGGUCUUGCCCUGGUCUAGUUCCUGGUCUGGGUCUGGUCCUAGUCUAGUUCCUGGUCUAG